This is a messenger RNA of Loxodonta africana (African savanna elephant), 5610 nucleotides long. RefSeq names its product alpha tocopherol transfer protein like (gene TTPAL). Gene Ontology annotation, molecular function: phosphatidylinositol bisphosphate binding. The coding region runs from base 133 to 1161 and encodes 342 amino acids. NCBI's taxonomy places the organism in Eukaryota, Metazoa, Chordata, Mammalia, Proboscidea, Elephantidae. Gene Ontology annotation, cellular component: membrane. The transcript has 5 exons. The record is from RefSeq and is a predicted model, not a curated record.
CCGGCGCGAGGGGCCGGGCCGGGCCAGGCCGGGAAAGGAGUGCGGGUCGGUUCUGUGCGCGCUGUCGGCCGAGGCUCCCGCUGCCGCUUGACCCGCGCUCCGCCCCGUAGCCGGGCCGAAUCCUAGUAGCUAAUGUCAGAAGAAAGUGACUCUCUGAGAACCAGCCCCUCUGUGGCCUCGCUUUCUGAAAAUGAGCUGCUGCCAGCCCCCGAGCCUCUUGGCUAUGUGUGCUCGCUGACAGAAGAACUGGUCACCAAAGCCAAGGAGGAGCUGCAGGAGAAGCCAGAAUGGAGACUUCGGGAUGUCCAGGCCCUUCGUGACAUGGUACGGAAGGAGUACCCAAACCUGAGCACCUCACUCGAUGAUGCCUUCCUGCUGCGCUUCCUCAGAGCUCGCAAGUUUGAUUACGACCGGGCCCUGCAGCUCCUGGUCAACUACCACAGCUGCAGGAGAAGCUGGCCCGAAGUCUUCAAUAACCUGAAGCCCUCAGCCUUAAAAGAUGUCCUAGCUUCUGGAUUCCUCACCGUGCUGCCCCACACAGACCCCAGGGGCUGCCAUAUCCUCUGCAUCCGCCCAGACAGAUGGAUCCCAAGCAGUUAUCCAAUUACUGAGAACAUCCGAGCCAUAUACUUGACAUUAGAAAAGCUCAUUCAGUCUGAAGAAACCCAGGUGAAUGGAAUUGUAAUCCUUGCUGACUACAAAGGAGUGAGCUUAUCAAAGGCAUCUCAUUUCGGCCCUUUUAUAGCCAAAAAGGUGAUUGGCAUCCUCCAGGAUGGUUUCCCCAUUCGGAUAAAAGCGGUUCAUGUAGUAAAUGAACCCCGAAUAUUUAAAGGCAUUUUUGCCAUCAUAAAACCAUUUCUGAAGGAGAAAAUAGCAAACAGAUUCUUCCUCCAUGGGUCUGACCUGAACUCACUCCACACAAACCUUCCAAGAAGCAUUCUCCCCAAGGAGUAUGGGGGCACAGCCGGAGAGCUGGACAUCACGGCCUGGAAUGAGGUGCUGCUGGCCUCAGAGGAGGUCUUUGUGAGAGAGUUCUGCCAGCCUGUCCCUGCCUGUGACAGCAUCCUGGGUGAAGCGCUGCUGCCCGAGGGGCUGACGUCAGAUGCACAGUGUGAUGACUCCAUGCGGGCUAUGAAAUCACAGCUGUACUCCUGCUACUAGCCAGGAGGCCAGGUGGCUCAGCCCUCUGUGUGUGUCGCCAUCAUUAGGUCCUUUCCUUUUUCCUUUGGAGAGGCACAAGGAGAACUUAAGGUGCCAUGGAUUCAGUCUUGUUCCUUGUAAUUAAACUGCAGCCCUAUUGAGCUUUGGGGGCAAGCCAUGGGGUGAGCCCUUGGUUACUUGAAUUACUCCAUGGAAGACCUGGAAAAUGUCAACAGGGAUUCCCAAGUGUGCAACCAUUAAUCUGGAAGCUGUGUCUGAUUUUUAUGCAUCUUGAAGCAGGAAAAAUCAGGACCAAAGUCACUUUGAUCCCACUUUGCAGGAGAAAACCACCUGAUUUGGUGGUCAGCGCACUUCCAGGAAGCAGUUUGGCCGAACCUUUCACUCUGUGUGAGAUGGGAGCGCUGGAUGUUAGGUGCAGUCGAGUGGAUUUCAAUUCAUAGUGACCCCAUGUGACAGAGUAGGACUGCCCCGUAGGGUUUUCUAGGCUGUGUUGUAAUCUUUAUGAAAGCAGAUCGCCAGGUGUUUCUCCUGUGGAAAGGUGGCCACACAUGAGACUUUGGGAGUUUGUGCCUCUCACGUGAGCUCUAACUGUAGACUUCUGUUGCUCAUCAGGAAGCUUCAGGUGUGAGGCCCAGGCCCCAGUUACCUUCACUGGGUUUGGAAAGCACCUUAAGUGUAUCAUGCAAGCUUGAGGACAUAAGCAGCACUUCCUGAUCAAAUUCAGGAGCCAGAGACUUUAAAGCACCUUUGGGAUUCACGGCUUGAAUCUUGCAAUAGAAACUUCAGUUUUCCCAAACCCGUAAAGCCUUAGCCCUGGUUACCAAUAGAACCAUGCGGGUUCCUGGAAGUAUAUGAUUUUACUCAACCUAAAAUACUGGAUUCCAGGCCAGUGUAGCUAAAAGAAUUCUGGCCUAGGAAUUAGAGACCAGGGCUUCAGCCAUAGAUGUGUGACCUUGGAUCUCUCUGGGCCUCUUGCGCCUCAGCUUUCCCGUCUGUAAGAUGAGGCAGGAUAAAGUGAUGUCUAGGGCCCUUUUGGCUGCUGAGGUGCUGGGAUUUGGUAUAGUUAUUGAAUAAUGUUUGACAUUGGUUUUCUGCCUAGAAAGUGACUCUCUAGAUACAAGUAGCUGGCUUCCAUUUUCUUUGUCACACAGGGGCCUUUCCAAGAGGGAUGUGUCACCAUUUGGCCCUGCCCUUACAGAAACUAGUAUAUAUUCUGGGACUCAGUGACACCAACUUCCCUUUUGUAGUGAUGGUUAAACUUUAAAGGAUGACUUUUGUGAAGGCUUAAGAGGGCAGGUGAGAUGACCAGGAUCCUGUAUGGAUGCCUUCCAUCUCUGACACUGUGGUGGUAUAUCGUAAGCCUGGCAACAGUGAAUGGUUACAUUACUUGGUAUUCUUAAAUGUUGGUUUCUGGAAAUGAAUGUGAGGGCAGGUUAUAGCUGGGCCACUUCUGGGGCCCCCGCCCUUCCAAAUUCACUUGGGUUUCUCUCUCAGGUGUGGAUAGGCAGACUUCAGUCGGUCCAGCAAGCCUGAGUGUUAGCUGUUUGAGCACUUUAGACCUCUCCUAUCAAGCAUUUAGCUUCAGCCCAUGCAUCAAAUUAGGUAGUUCUUCUGAUGGCUUGGAAACCCUGGUGGCGUAGUGAUUAAGAGCUAUGGCUGCUAACCAGAAAAGGUCAGCAGUUCGAAUCCACCAGGCAAUCCUUGGAAACUCCAUGGGGCAGUUCUACUCUGUCGCUAUGAGUCGGAGUCGACGGCAACAGGUUUGGUUUGGUGUUUAGUUUUUCCGAUGGCUUUGACCCGUCUUCAUAUUCAUUCUGUGUAUAUUAUGGUGUUAACAUAGUGACAAGUAUUGUGUGUUGUGUACCUUCUCCAUGUAUUUAUUAGACUAAGUAGGCAAGGCAGACAGCUCAAUGAGGAAGAGAACAGUACUCUGAAAUUCAAAGGCCUGUUGUUACUAAGCUGUUCAUCUUUAUAGCAUUUGUAAAAAUGCCUGGAGAAGUUGGUGGUGGAAAUUUACUUACCUCAUUAGUGCCAAUUCUAGGGGAAGCUUUUUUCACCAUGGAUACUAGCCCUGGAUCCUCUAGGGACCUGACUGAGCUGGAAGUACCAAAAUGCACAGCCCUGGCUGCUUCUAAUUCCAUCUGAUGAUGAUUGCUGGCACUGCUGGGAAGGCCUAAAUGGGGCACAAGUGGGAUGGUGAAGGCAGAGGGUUCAGAACCCAAAUGUCUGGAAAGCUGGCUUCCUUAGUUCCCCCAAAAGAGAAGGGAAAAACCUAAAGAGAGAAAUGAAUCACAUACACCUCCCCCCACCCACCACCACCCCAAGUUUCGGAGGUUUAAAUUCUCCCGUUGAGUUCCUGGCCAGUUGCCUUUGUGUCUGUGACUUAACAAAGGGAUGGCCAAGCUCACCUAGGGAAAUACAUGAGCAUCAGGAAAUUUGCUGCCUGUUUCCCAGGCCUUUCCAGUUCAACCAAGGAGGAGCUGUUUCAUCAGCUGUGUCAGGUCUGAGGUUUGCCUGCUUCCUGGAGCCACUGUGCUUUGUAUCAGCUCCAAAGAGAGAUCAAGUUGUUUCGGCACCUCAGGAGGUUUGAAGCACGUUGCUGAACCAGGACCUCCCUGGCUGAAAAUCAAGGCAGUCUCCAUGUGGUGUUUGUAUAAGUUGCCCCUGCAUGGUGUGAAAUGACGGACAGGAGCACGCAGAGCCUUAUUCAGCAGUGGGGAGAGCCUUGGCUGCCUGGGCAGCCUAAGCAAACAGCAAAUAUCAGAACAGAACUGGGAGUGUCUUCCUUCUGGGAGAAGUUCUGACCCAUUUUACAAAUGCCUGGAAAUUAGCAUGUCCCUAAAUCCAAGGCACUGUGGUACUGGGAAAAGGGAAGUCAUUCCUUAGGAGACCUGAGUUCCACCUUUACCUUGCUAUGUGACCUUGGGUGAUCUACACCGAGCUUGAAAUCCUGAUCCCAGCUUUACUGCCACAGGGACACUGUUCUCUUUUUAGGGGUUCCUCCUCCCCAUCUGGAUUAUAUUUAGGAAAUCUAGAUCUGAAUGAACUGGCACCUAAAGCUUCCAAAUGAGUCUGUAAACUUAGGUAAUAAGGGCAUUUUCUUCCUCCUCUUCUCCUGUGCCACGACACAGAAUUCAAGAAGUGUGCCUCUUACUGGAUUCCUAGUCUACCUUCAUGUGGAGAGGCUGGAAGACAUUUUUAGCAACAGCCCAAAGUACGAACCCUAGCGUCACGUCUUUAUCUGCUCCUGGCUAAGGUGGCUUUGGAGCCCUGGGGCGCAGUGGUUAAAAGCUACGACUGCCAACCCAAAGGUUGAUAGUUCGAAUCCACCAGCCACUUCUUGGAAGCUCUAUAGGGCAGUUCUGUAGGGUCGCUGUGAGUCAGAAUCCACUUGAUGGCAAUGUUUUUUUUUUUAAGGUACCUUUUUUUUUUUUUUUAGAUCUCUCAUUCCUCAUCCUGCUUUCACAUGGACUCCCUUAUUCUUAGGGGUUUAUAAACACUUCAGGUUAUAAGAAACCACGUUUUUGCCAGAAGGAGAGCCAGGGUGAUAAGGUAUCUUUUUGGAAAUCCUGAGAGACAGUGAGCUUUUCAGAAUUCUGAGGUGGGCAGUUUCAUCAAAUGCGAAUUCUCCAAUCAUGGGAUUACUUUUUCAUUUGGGUCAGCAAAAGCUAUAGUACUGUUGCGGCACUGUCAUAAUCUCUCACUUUAAAAAGCUUCCAGCUUUUAAGGUUUUCCUUUGAAACCUUUCUUCUAGGGAGUAAAAUGUCAGCUAAGCUAAUGUACAAGUGUGGCUGCCCUGUGGCCACACGAGGUGUGGAGACGCCAAACAGAACCAAGUCUAAAGUUCAGAAAAGAUGUCAGCUCCAGGAAUACCUCUCAGUGUUGAGGUCGUUAAUUUUGUAAACCUCAAGUUCGUUCCUGAUCCGACUCAGAAAAACAAGCUUGCUUCAACUGUCAGAAGCAAAUCACUACUUGGUUUUGGUUCAAACUCAUUAUCAGUCAGCUAUUCCUCCUUGAUAGGCGCUUGCUCCAUGGAAAACCCCAGUGUGAUUUGUGGGUGGGGAUGAUAGCGGGAAGUUCACUAUUUUCCAAUUAACUUUAAAAGAAAAAUAGCUCACUGGGCACUGUAUUUGGUCAGGCAGUAAAGGUCUUACCAGUGAAAUACUUGAAACUUCUCUGUGGCCAAGAGCCUCUGAUACCACUCUGAUAGGGUGGGAAGUGGGACACCAUUUCAAAUCCUGGUCACAUUCCUUGCUUCAAACUGCAAUUCAGUUUGGCUUUGAGGGUAGGGACACACGGUGGUGGACUCGUUUACUUCAGUGUUUAUUUUGACCAAAAGUUUAUUUUUCUAGUGUAUUUUCUAAGUCGAAGUGGUGAAAACAUGUAAUUUUAUUAUGCAUGAUUGGGUCUUAAUAAAAAUCCCUGUAAGGUUGAGUGUGUGUGGAGUUC